Molecule: messenger RNA, 1512 nt
Organism: Mycena indigotica
Lineage: Eukaryota; Fungi; Basidiomycota; Agaricomycetes; Agaricales; Mycenaceae
Exons: 8
Coding region: 1-1512 (503 amino acids)
Source: RefSeq, a predicted model, not a curated record
AUGCCUCCCAUUCUGCGCCGUGUCGACUCCCAAUCCUCCGAUGAUACCCUCGUCGGCAGACAAAACCAUGCUCUCGAGCGCCAGCUUGGCGACACCGAAGCGUCGUACUUCUUGCCCUCGCGUGAGAGUGGCGUGAAUGACAUGUAUCUACAUCUUGGUUUCCGCACCAAUGUCUCCACCAUGGCCCGAGCCCGUGUCGCUCUCGUGUGGGCUAUUCUCCGCCUGCGCCAUCCCCUGCUCGCGGCAAAAGUGGACAUGCUCGAUUAUAACGACAUCCGAUUCGUGUACAACCCACCAGAGUCCGUAGAAGACGCGCUCGAAAAUGCCGCCAGUACUCUCGAGUACCGCUCGCAGAGCAAGGACGAGCUCAUUGACGCGUACCUGAAUGGACCGAGAACGCUGUCGAAUGAGCGCUUAUCAUAUCUUAUCGUGGGAUCUCGGGAAUCCUCUGAGGAUUUUGACCUGUUGAUAUGCGCGACGCAUUUCCUCGGCGAUGGAAUGGCGCUGCACCAGUGUGCCAACGACUUCUUUGGUCUCCUGAGCGAGCAGGCGAGCCUGGAAACUAUUUUGGAGGAUGAGUGGGAAAAUUGGUGGGGUAGCAAAACCAAGAUGCCGUCGCAACUCCCUGAACCUUUGGAAACGCGAUUGCCACCCUUGCCACGAAGCAAGUUCCACCAAGCAGUGCGACGAGUGGAUUUUGAAACUGCGCAGUCGAAGCUCAUUGGCGGCCAAUCGUUCCCGCGUCGGUCCGGCCAUGCGCGCAAGACAGUUGUCCCGACAACCAGCUUCGAUGGAGACAAGACCAAAGCCAUGCUGAAGAAAUGUAAGGCCCACGGCGUCUCCAUCAGUGCCGCGCUCUUCAGCCUUUGCAACUACGCAUGGGCGAGGACGGUGGACGACCGGAGCCAGCCAACGAUGAUGUACUCGGCCCUGAAUUUACGGCCAACUCUCACCGCGAGCGCAGCGCUCAACGACACGUACUGGUUCCUCGCAAUUGGCUACUUCAAUGUUGUCCUCCCGACAUUCUUUCCCGAAGAGGCGGAGAAGACAUUCUGGCAUCGAGCCCGGAUGGCCAAGAGCCAGAGCACAAGGGCCGCCAAGACCCCAAUGCUUGUCUCGCGGAGCAUGGAGAUGGCCAGGGAGCGGGGCGAGCGCGCGCGGGUGUGGGCGAGAGAAGACGACGAGAAGGCGUUGGGGAUAUGGAAGCCUUCGCCGCCACAUAACCAACAACCUGAGCCCAAGAAAGCGAAAGCGCCGUGUGUAUGUUUGAUCGGACUGAGCUUGCUGGGCAACCUAGACGGGAUAUAUAAGCACGAUCGCUUCCCCCAUAUCAAGCUCCACACGCUCACAACAGGCUCGCGACAGCGGGCUGGGGGUAUGCUUUUGUUUGGUUACACAUUCUGUGGGAAACUGUGGCUUAGCCUCGGUUACGAUGAGAAUGGGUUCGAAACUUCCUCAGUUCAACGCUUCUGGAAUAAUCUCAACAACGCGGCGGACACUUUCUUGGUUUAG